Messenger RNA from Tilletiopsis washingtonensis, 1774 nucleotides. RefSeq names its product Thioesterase/thiol ester dehydrase-isomerase. The record is from RefSeq and is a predicted model, not a curated record. The coding region runs from base 228 to 1772 and encodes 514 amino acids. NCBI's taxonomy places the organism in Eukaryota, Fungi, Basidiomycota, Exobasidiomycetes, Entylomatales. The transcript is spliced from 7 exons. Gene Ontology annotation, molecular function: thiolester hydrolase activity.
ACCACGAUCGCAUCUGCAAGCCCUGCCACACUUGGACUGCGCGCUCGGCCCGCUCACAAGGUAGAGCCUUUCCACGGCGGCUCGCGCGGUAGCACGAGCGACGCCGGCAGCCGCUGUCUGAACUCGUGUCUCUGCGAGCUGCGCGUCCUGCCCCAGCGCCAAGGAAGCGGCUCGCCCGCGACUCCGCUCGGCGCUCGCUGCGCAGCAGGCACUGCGGCCGGCCCAGCAUGCCUGCCUUGACGGCCGAGCGUGCAUACAGCGCUGCCAUCCUGGCAGUCGCAACGGCGCUCUUCGUCCGUGCUGCCUGGACGCAGUUCGCUGCGCACCUGGCGAGCAGCAACGCCUCGCGCUCGCAAGCCCCUGCACCGGCGCCGGCGCCGAAGCCGAGCCACGCAUCAGCCAUCAAUGUGCAGCAUGCGGCCACUCUGGAUAUGUGCGACGUGCACCCAGCUCAGCCGAACCGCUUCUACGUGCGUGCCGGCGCGCUGCUGAAGCUCGUCGAUGUUGUCGCCGGAGUCGCCGCACGCCGCCAUGCCGCGCUCAGCUGCGUCACCGUCAGCGUCGAUGCGGUCCUCCUGCUGGCGCCGAUUCCGCUCUCGUCGCUCAUCCACUUGUCUGCGUCCGUCAACCGCGCCUGGGGCUCGAGCAUGGAAGUCGGCGUCCGCGUCCUGUGCGAGAUCGACGGAUGCAAGACGUACGUCUCCCACGCCUACCUGACCUUUGUGGCCUUGCCGCCGGUGACUGGCGGACCCCGGCCGAGCCUUGCGCCGCUCGAGCCUCGCACAACCCUCGAAGCGCGACGACACCUGCUGGCCGGUCGCCGGCGAGCGAAGCGCAUGGAGGACUCAAGGCGUGGCGACACGCGAGAUGGCGUCAGUCAGGCGAUCAAGCGCCAACUGAGGGACGAGGUCGCAGCGCUUCAGGCGCCGGGCGAGGAGCCGCAGCUCGGAGAGCAGCUCACUGCGGGUGGAGAAGGGCAGGCUGAGCGCAUCGAGCUCGAAUGGGUUGUCAGAGCCUGGGCCGCGCACGAUCCUGCUGUGCGCGUCACAGCAUCCGACGUGUUCGUCUCUCUGCCCGGCGACGAGACGUUCCGCCACUCGCUCGCGGCGGUGACGACACUGGCCGCAGAGCUCGGCCUGGUGCGCCCCGCCGUGCCCUCAGUCACUGGGCCGCCAGGCUGGAGCAUCACCCGGCCGCGUGCUCUGAGCGAAGCACGCCUCUCUGAGGCCGACGUAGAGAGCGAAAGUCACACGGAGCUGGGCGAGUGGGUCACCGAAGCGCGGCUGCUUGCGGCCGAGCUCCCGGGCAGCCAGACGCUCAGUCGAUCGCUGCACCUGGUCUUCCCCGAGCACACGAACUCGCAGCAACGGCUCUUCGGAGGACAGACCAUGGCCUGGAUGGAGGCCUGCGCGCUCAAUGCAGCCCGCUGUCUGGGCCCUGCGUGGAGCACCGUGGCUGUCGACGGCCUCGAGUUUGCGCAUCCGGUGCUGGUGGGCGAAAUCCUGAUGCUACGCGCCAUCGUCGUCCGCACCUUUGCCUCGUCCGUCGAGGUCUUUGUGCAGGCUCAAGCGGAAGACCACGCCGGCGCGCUGCGCUGGACGAACGACGCCCUGUUCACGCUGACGUGCGGCCCGACGAGCGACGCACACCGCAAGCUGCCGCGCAUCAUCCACGCGCCGGGCUCAGCACUGGAGGCGUUCGCAGCGCCUGCGCCACAGCGGCGCGCGGCGAGACUCGAGAUGCGCGACAUGCUGCGGCGCGUCUACAGCUGAGC